AUUGAACAACGCAAAGGAUGAGAGUUUAGACGUCACAUCCUGUCGUCGCAAAGAGGGAAGCAAACAUGGCGGCACUAGCAGAAAAAUCAACGAAGGAGCGUCUGCUGUCUGUGUUGGAUGACUUAGAGGUUUUAUCUCGGGAGCUGAUAGAGAUGUUGGCUCUGUCCAGAGGUCAGAAACUCCCCCAACCAGGAGAAGACACUCAGAUCUUAGAGAUGCUUGUGCAGAGGGACAAGGAGUUCCAGGAGCUGAUGGAGGUGGCCCAGCAGCAGGGGAAGGUUCACCAGGAGAUGCAGCUAUUGGAGAAGGAGGUGGAGAAGAGAGACAGCGACAUCCAGCAGCUGCAGAAGCAGCUGAAGGAAGCUGAACACAUCCUGGCCACAGCUGUUUACCAGGCAAAGGAGAAGCUGAAAUCUAUUGAAAAGGCCAGAAAAGGAAGCAUAUCUUCAGAAGAAAUCAUCAAGUAUGCUCACAGAAUCAGUGCCAGUAAUGCUGUGUGCGCCCCGCUCAACUGGGUGCCAGGUGAUCCCCGCCGACCUUAUCCCACUGACCUGGAAAUGCGCAGCGGGAUGCUGGGACACAUGGCCAACCUGCCAACCAAUGGGAUGAAUGGACAUCUGCCCGGUGACGCUCUGGCUGCUGGAAGGUUACCAGAUGUUCUGACGCCUCACUACCCCUGGCAGUCCUCAGAUGUCUCUGUAGGGAUGCUCCCUCCUCACCAUGGAAACGACUUCGGCCUCGAGCCCCCAGGUCACAACAAGGAGAACGAGGAUGAUGUGGAAGCAAUGUCCACAGACUCAUCCAGCAGCAGCAGUGACUCAGACUGAAAAUCAGGCUUUCUGUUUGUGUGUGUGUGUGUGUUUUUUUUUUGUUAGGCAGCAUUUGAACACCCUUUUUCUCAUGAGGUUUAUUUAAAUCUGACCUAAUAUGAGAAUCGUUCAUAUGGAGGUAAAGCUAGUUUCAUAAAUAUGCUGUUAAUAAUUUGCAAAGCAAAAAGCUGUUUUGUUGAAACCCUUAAUCCUCCUUGUUUACGUGGAACCGAGACGCAGGUUUUUAGGUCAUGGGUUUGGUUUGCCCUUCAUAAAACGCAGCACAAGCGACACAAACAUCUUUUACUGCACAUCUACACGCCUUAUGUGUCUGAACAGGAUGUGUCUGAGCAGGCAGGUUGCCUCUGCUGUGAAGUUAUAACCAACCAUUUAUGCAUCAAUAACUACAAUGGGUGAGGUCUGAGGCUGAAUAAAUUGUGAGAGGUACUUGACUAAAGACUUUAAAAGAUGAUUAGUGCUUAUGUUUUCAUUCUUUGUAAUGAAAUGUGAUGGUUUUGUUUGUUUCCAAACAUAAAAAUCAUCUCUGCUCUUGUUUCAGCUCAGAUAAUCUGACUGCAUAUUCAUACAAAUUUACUAAAUUUUAUUCAUAUCCCUGAUAUUUUAUAUUAUCAUGCCACUUAAAGGCUAAGUUGUUUCCUCUAUAGUGAAAUGGAUAGAUUAAAGUAGGCACUGCCCUCUAGUGGUCAAUGAGUACCUAUCUCAGGUUCUCUUUAUUUACAUUCAAGAAAAGAAGUACAUCUCUUAAUUUAUUAAGAAAAUUACAACAGAUUGUGCUCUGUUUUUGAAUUUGCAUAAAAAGGUAAAGUCUGGUUAAGAAGCUAACUAAAAUAUUGAUUUCUAACUUGUAGAAAUUUUUUUUACAGCAUAGCAAGUGACAUUUUUUUUUAAGUCUCAAAUGGAUUCAUUCUGACAGACUCCUCUUUCCUUUAUGCUCUGGUGUGUUGAGGUUUGCAGACCUUCGUUUCUGCUCCUCACUCUUUGGGUUCAAAUAUUUGCAUUCUGGAAAAGGUCUUUGAAAUGUUGCAUCUCAAUGUGCUCAAAGCUGAGAAUGAAGAGUUUGAUGCUUGGAUUUUCAAACUUGUCUUUAUUUAGUAGUUUUCAAUUUGGUUAGAUUUGAAUAACAGAAAAUGUAAUCAUAUUUAUAUCGUUCUGGUAAAAAAAAAAAAAAAGAAAUUUAAAGUGAUGUAUACAAAGACUAAAACAAUGGAAGGUAAAGUUGGAUUUUUUUUGUUUUGUUUUACAGUUGUUUACCUUCACAUGUUUGGUUAAAUUUCUUUUUACUGAACAUGAUAAUAGGUAAUAGUAAAUACAAAUAUACUAAUUGAUCAUAUGAGAUUAAUUCUUUAUUAGAAAGAUGAUCAAAAUUGAAGAUUUAUUCCUAAAUAUCUAAAUAAGACUUCUUAAGAAGGAAUUAAUUAUCCUUGUACUAAAGGACUAAAAUAUUAAACAGGAGUUCAGCUUCUGAAACAAAUACUUAAUAGAGGAAGUUAGUUUCCACAAACUGAGCAUUCGUCAGCCUAAACAGGGCAACUUAUUCAGAAAGACACAAAGAAGUUACUUCAUUUAACGCGUUUGAUGGCUUUUGCAUCGCCCCUUUGGAAGUGACACAAACUUUAUUGCAGGAGCUUUUAAACUGAUCAAUAGCAUUUUUGUUUUAGGAAUGAUGUUUCUGUAAAAUCAUCUCAUGUUUACUUUGGCUGUGAAGUUGGUGCAGUUUCAUUUGGAUUCAAUCAAACUGAGGAUUGAUGUUUUUGUGAACUUUGUUAGGAGGACCAUCUUCCUUCAUAGGCAGAAACCUAAAACCCUGUUAAACCCUGUGUUCCUCGGGUUUGUUACAGUAGAGUUAACCAGCCCUCUGGUUAAAUUAAGCCAACAUUCACCAGUCAGUUUGAUCAUUUUGUUAGUCUUUCAUUUUCCAAAACAGCAUCUGUUACUGUUUAAAAUGUGUCUCUGCAGGCAACUCUGAUCCUGAAGAAAACCAAACUCAAACUAUUUAUUUGCUCGUCUCCUGAUUGUGUUUCGCUGAGUUUGUUGCAUGACUGAUUGUUGUCAUGGUGUGUGUGUGUGUGGGUGAUAACCUAUGGCCAUACAAUGUGUAAAUAACUUUGUCAAUAGUUUCCUUGUAAAUAAAUCAUUUUUGAAUAAA
Molecule: messenger RNA, 2976 nt
Organism: Cyprinodon tularosa
Lineage: Eukaryota; Metazoa; Chordata; Actinopteri; Cyprinodontiformes; Cyprinodontidae
Gene: med4
Product: mediator complex subunit 4
Exons: 7
Coding region: 66-827 (253 amino acids)
Biological process (GO): regulation of transcription by RNA polymerase II
Cellular component (GO): core mediator complex; mediator complex
Molecular function (GO): transcription coregulator activity
Source: RefSeq, a predicted model, not a curated record